Messenger RNA from Dothidotthia symphoricarpi CBS 119687, 4425 nucleotides. RefSeq lists its product as uncharacterized. Gene Ontology annotation, cellular component: membrane. The coding region runs from base 1 to 4425 and encodes 1474 amino acids. Gene Ontology annotation, biological process: arachidonate metabolic process. Lineage: Eukaryota; Fungi; Ascomycota; Dothideomycetes; Pleosporales; Dothidotthiaceae. The record is from RefSeq and is a predicted model, not a curated record. The transcript has 9 exons.
AUGGCUAACUCAAUGUACAGAAAGCCGCCCGAUCUGCCUCUUUCGGUACGGCCCCCUUCUUACACGGCAGAAAUUCCUGUCAUCAGGACUUCCAGAUCGGAUAUGUUCAGGAAUGCGGGCCAGCGUGGUGGUUCAGCCUCUGCCAGCAUAUCUAGAGAUACAUCAACAAAGGUUCAUUCCAAAACCACGCUCCCUAGCCCGCGCGACCAUCAAGAAACGAACUUCGAGGACACGCAACUGCAAGUUUGCGACGACUGCAAACUCGAAAAGUCGCCGAUAUGGGAUUGCUCAUAUUGCGGCAUGAGUUUCUGCGACCAGUGUUGGGACGAGCAGGGUCCACACCAGUCAGGUCGGACCGGCCCUGAUGGGUUACCACACGAGAAAGCAAACCCGACAAUCGUGAAGAGAUUGAAGAAUAUCUUGACACCACCUCAGGCUCACGGCGAACAGCAGACACUUCAUGUAGAAGACGAAGAUACGACGUGGUUUGGAUUAGCCCGGGACAACCAAAAUCGCCCCAUCUUCCAAGACUAUGGUCGUUAUUCUGCCAUCAUGGCAGAUAGCAAUUCUGGCGAGUAUAAGCUUCGGUACCCUCAGCUGGUGUCUUUUAUUGGCCAAACUGGUGCGGGGAAAAGUACACUUAUCAAGAUGCUCAUUGAUCAACAAGAGAGAAAACACCGCCCUAGCGAUUGGAAUUUCCCCUCGCCAGUUGCAGGGUCGUUAUCCAACGGUAGUGUACCAACAUCCGGUGACGUUCACCUGUACAGCGAUCCCAGUACAUAUGCUGCGGAGUAUCCCAUGCUCUAUGCCGACUGUGAGGGUUUGGAGGGCGGCGAAAGUAUUCCGAUGGCGAUGCAGUAUCGCAAUAGUGCAUCGACUCCAUCAAAAGAGAAAGGGAAAGACAAUCACCCAGUCAGGGAGCAUCGCAAACGUCGGAGGGUGACCAAAAGUCUUCAUUCCAGACAAAUAGACAUCAAGUGGGCAAACUCUCCGGACAAACUGAAACGGCAGUAUGCCGUUACCGAACUCUACCCCCGUCUACUAUACACGUUCUCCGACGUAAUCGUGUUUGUCCUGCGCAACCCAAAAACGUUUGAGUCCACAGUCCUAUCGUUACUGAUUACUUGGGCAUCGUCUUCGAUUGAGAAGUCGCUCAAUCAACCCACACUUCCACAUGCUGUGAUAGCACUCAACGCAACAGACACAAAGGUAGAUCAACAGGAGUGGGAUCCUGAACACGCGACGAAACUGCUUAUGUCUAAUGUUUCAGACGCUGUCAACCGAAAUCCGACCUAUUGCGAGCUAAGAGAGUACUGGACUAACCAAGGCAAACCCAUUCGGACAAUGGAAGACCUUUUGAAGUGUUACUAUUCCUCCGUUACGGUAGUAAGAAUUCCUGGAGAAGGCCGUUAUAUGAUGAUCGACGAACAAGUCAAGAAACUCCACGACGUAGUCAGCAAACGGUGCACCGAAUCCUUCAAUGCUAAACGCAAGUCCCGGAUGCUUUCCAACUCAGAUGCCCUCAACGUCUAUCUGCAAUGUGCAUUUGACCACUUUGCCCAGGAUCUUCAUACUCCUUUCAACUUCAUGGACAUCUCAUUCAAGAUUAACCCUAUACCUCUGGAUUUUGGUGGUAAUAUCCUCAAACUAGCCGUUGCUAUGAAGAGUCAAUACAACGAUCCCACGAGAAUCUUCCAGGAACUGAGCUUUAUGGUUUCUUCUUGUAUACUGCUCGACAUUGCCCGUCAGAGCUUAAAAGGACCUACGGAACAGCUUCUGAAAAAGCAAUACCUGUACCAUUGCGAUAGCGCACUCGAUGACUUUUGUGCGAUCUUUUGGCCAUGCACGUUCCGAAACAAACGUGAUGAUAGAUGUGUCAACUUCAAGGAACGUCACACGAAAGGACAUCAAAACCAACGCGGAAACAUCAUUGGUACCGGUCCUUAUGAAUCAGGAUUCACGUUUAACAACUUCGCAGACAGCUGGCUUCGUUAUCUCCUCGACUCCCUAUCUGGUUUUCAGAAAGAUCUUAGUUCCAAGUUGAUAACGUCUAAGUCAGCUGAUGAAAUAGUUAUCACCACUAAGCUCCACCAUGCCAACGUAAACAACUUCUAUCACCACGUAGGUGGUGCUCAAAAGUUUGUUAGCCAUACAACCUGCUUUUGCUGUUUGAGAGAGUUGGCUGAACACCCACUCCCUUGCGGGCAUGUGCUCUGCGCACCCUGUAUCAAGGGUUAUGGCAAACCCCAUAGUGAGCUUUCGGGCUCAUACACAAUUGCUUUCUGUCCUCUUCAUGAGUACGACACUGUUUUCCCCGCCCCUUGGGAGAUCUACUUUAAGCCGCCGCUUGCAGGUGUGCGUGUCUUGUCUCUGGAUGGGGGCGGCAUGAGAGGCAUCGUCAUUCUUGAAGUGCUUCGGCAAGUUCAGGAGGAACUCGGUGGUCGUAUUCCAAUCCAAGACUUCUUUGAUCUUGUUGUGGGCACCAGUACUGGAGGUAUCCUAGCACUUGGCCUUGGGAUCAAGAACUGGUCAGUGAACCACUGCAUAAGCCUUUUUCUAAGGCUAGUAGAGAAGGCAUUCACUCCCAAAUUCCUUGGUGGUGUGAGUUUCGGUACUACAAAGUUCCGUACUCAGCCUCUCGAGGAAGCGUUGAGUGAGUGUUUCGGUGACGAAGCCAUUUUUGGCGGUGUACCCGAGGCAUCUGUUGGCUGCGCACGUAAAGUUGCUGUGACCGCCGCUACCGACACUGGUGAGCAGGCUGUGAUUUUCACGAAUUACAACCGAGUGGAUGAUGAACAAAUUGGCUAUCAGUUGGUUCGACCUGAUGAUCCAAAAAACGACCUCAUGAUACGAGAAGCUGCUCGGGCAACCUCAGCUGCACCGACGUUUUUCAAACCCUUUAGAAAUACACGUACCAUGGAGGGCUUCUUGGAUGGGGCGGUAUUUCACAAUAACCCAGUAAGGAUAGCCAACUAUGAGAGCAAGCUUCUUUGGCCUGAAGCCGAAGAACGUCAUCCCGACAUUCUGCUCUCGAUAGGUACCGGCCGACAUGAAGACGAUACCGAUGGCUUCCUCCAUGGUACAAGAUCCGAUCGUAGACGCUUGCAAGUUCGCGAUCAGACCAAGCCCACUACGCAGGAUAGGCGCUUCAUACCUGGGCUAAGAGCUUUCAAUGAGGUUGAGGGCUGGCUCAAUAUCUUCAAGAAGCGCGUUGAGAGUGUUCUGGACGCUGAGCUGACAUGGAAGGAGUUCCGUAAAGAUGUUGUUGGAACGUCCUCCCCUGUCGCAGCUGAAAGAUACAUACGCAUCAACCCGACGACGAAGUCUCGCACUCCUAAGAUGGAUGACAAGACGCAGAUUCACAUCUUACGAAAUGAGAUCAAGUCUGAUCUACGCACACGUGGCAUGCAGAUGAAUAUUGAGAAGAUUGCGCAUAGGCUUGUUGCCAGUUCAUUCUAUUUCGAGAAGUCUGGUCCAUCGAGAGACGCUGGAGAUCACAUCAUCAUACAAGGCACUCUCCAAUGCAGAUUCGCCGCUGGUUCUGACAAUCUACGCAACUUGGGUGACUACAUACGCAAACACCAGCGGCCACACUUCCAGCCCUUCUUCCAGGUACAAGAAGUCAAGCACAACCAAAGUGCUCAAAAGAUCUACAUCACAGCUCAUAUCGUUCAUGAGAUGAUCGACAGGGGGCUUUUCCACCUGGAUUCCAUUGUCAUGCCCGUGACUUCAGAGGCGUCGUUGUUAUCAAUAGACUUACACCUGACCGACGAUCGAAGAAAGCGACACGUGUGUUAUGGGUUUCCUAUCAGUGGCUUUCCACGAAGUCUGGCUGACGGCGAGCCCCUGAAGAGAACCGCCUCAAUCACUUCACCGAAUCCUGAGCGUCCAAAGAUAGCUAACAAAAGGCACUCCCUCCGUGAGAAACUCAACGCAAAGAGUCGUAUCUCGUUAGAUCGCCCAGUUAGUGACAGCAACAUCACCUACGCGCUACACAACGAGGCUACCACCGCACAGAACAAUAGUCUUGGUGUUGUCUUACCUGAGACGCCCGAAGAUAUAACAGACUGGGCCCGACGCCGUAUCGAGACAAGUCGUUGCCCUCCUAAGCCAGUGCAGGUAUCAGUAGAUUAUGAGGUGCGCCGCAUUCCGCAGCCGUUUCCGGAUGAGCAGCUGCACGAAGUCGAUGCUGGACCUGCAUUGCCGCUUGAUGAGGAUGAUGAGGCACUUGUGUACGCCUUUACGCUAAGUCAGAAAGACGAUAUCCUUCCAGUACCGAGAACUAUGAGUGAGACCGACGCGGAUUUGGCGCGGGCCUUGGAGCGCAGUCAACAUGACAUGCGUCCGUCGCCAAGAAGGACGACCACAGGAACUGAUGAGGAUGAGUUGGCCAAGGUGUUGUCGUUGUCUUUGCAUGUUCGCUGA